This is a messenger RNA of Leptidea sinapis, 728 nucleotides long. RefSeq names its product frataxin homolog, mitochondrial (gene fh). Gene Ontology annotation, molecular function: ferric iron binding; ferroxidase activity; ferrous iron binding. Gene Ontology annotation, cellular component: mitochondrion. The transcript is spliced from 2 exons. Bases 123 to 641 code for a protein of 172 amino acids. The record is from RefSeq and is a predicted model, not a curated record. NCBI's taxonomy places the organism in Eukaryota, Metazoa, Arthropoda, Insecta, Lepidoptera, Pieridae. Gene Ontology annotation, biological process: intracellular iron ion homeostasis; iron incorporation into metallo-sulfur cluster.
AGGUUAUGUUUUUGUUUGUAAUUGUGUUCCGAGUCCGACAUGGGCGACAUGUAAUAGAAAACAGUUUGUGUGUUCAAUAAAAUAUACAGUACCUAGUUACCAUUAGAAACAAAUAACGUAAAAUGUUAAAAAGUGCUGUGCGUACCAGCUAUUGGCUGGUUCGUCGAACUAUCAAUAAAACCCCUGCAGUAAUUCCGUCUUCACAACCCAAAUCAUUUAGAACAGAAAUUGUAUUAAAUUGUAAAUUAUACUCAAGUGAUGUUAAUAUUUCGAAUAAUAUAGAGCAGGCGGUUUUUGAGGAUAUAUGUAACGAAACAUUAGAAUCAUUGUGUGAAUAUUUUGAAGAGGUAAUUGAUCAAUCUUCGAGUCUCAAAGGUGCUGAUGUAACUUUUAGUGAUGGAGUACUUACCAUCUUCUUAGGUCCUGAGCAUGGGACAUACGUUAUAAACCGACAGACACCCAACAAACAAAUUUGGCUAAGUUCACCUGUUUCUGGACCGAAACGUUAUGACUUAGCAUUGGAAAAUGGUGGCUACUGGGUCUACAAACACGAUGGAGUAACACUACACAAACUACUCCAGAGUGAAAUUUCAAAGAUCAUAGAAAAGGCAGAUUUUUCAAAUUGUGCACAUUUCAAAUAAAUCAGAUUCCUUUCAUAGAUGCUCGUAACUGUUUAUGAAGUUGUUCCUGGUUGUUGUAUAAAAUAUUGUAUUAUAUAGAUAGGUCUU